Messenger RNA from Dinoponera quadriceps, 2183 nucleotides. RefSeq names its product elongation of very long chain fatty acids protein AAEL008004 (gene bond). NCBI's taxonomy places the organism in Eukaryota, Metazoa, Arthropoda, Insecta, Hymenoptera, Formicidae. Bases 1151 to 1954 code for a protein of 267 amino acids. The transcript has 7 exons. Gene Ontology annotation, molecular function: fatty acid elongase activity. Gene Ontology annotation, biological process: very long-chain fatty acid biosynthetic process; fatty acid elongation, saturated fatty acid; fatty acid elongation, polyunsaturated fatty acid. Gene Ontology annotation, cellular component: endoplasmic reticulum membrane. The record is from RefSeq and is a predicted model, not a curated record.
CCGUCCAUAUUUACCUAAGAGUCACUAACAAUUUACUUUACUACGUAAAGCAGAAACGACGAGGGAACGAGAGACACGGUAUCGCGAUACUUUCUUUCCAAGCCGAAAGCAAAAUCGUUUUAAUGUCUGUCCUGUGGAACAUUCUGAUUACGUCGAACAAGUUACAUAUUACGAGCAAGUCUCCGUCGGAGAUACAAAAUGGGGUAAAAAACCACGCAAUAACAUGUUAAUCGAGUAUUAAUACACUGCAAAUCGUAAAUCAGAAAAGUUGUCAAGCGAGGCCGCUAAAAUCGAAUUAAAUCAUACGCCAUUGUCAUAAGCCGUUGGACAUAGAAAAAAUAUUUUAUCAGCGGGACAAUUAGCAGACAAUUUUCAGAUAAUUUCGUCGAAGUCAUGGUUAGUUGUUAUCAUUGACGUAACCACACUCGCCCCUUUUAAUUGACAUCUUAUCACUUGGUAUAAAAGCAGCGUAAAGCGUUAUCCGUUUAACUCACGCGACAUACACUUUUUACGGUCAUCCUCUGGAAUUCAUUCACCGUUCUCCUUUCCUUCGACGUGUACUCUUCUACUUCUCUCUUCCACCGUUCCCACCUUGCCGUCGUCUCUCCUUUUUUCUCUCUCGUGCGCGUCACGCAGGCCCCAGGCGUACCCUUUCUCCUUUUCUCGAUCCCUUUUUCUUCCUCACUUUUCUAUCCCUCCGAGGCAUCAGCCCAAUCGGAACGGGCCGUUUGAUUAAAGACCACAUUCUUAUUCACUUACUCGCCUAUCCGCACCCUCUCCGCGCGCCUCACCUUUGGAUACCUCGCCUCGGUACCGACUGCAAUAUUGGGAACGUCGGAAGUCGAGUUCGACAGAACGUGCGGUGGGGAUCGAAGACGCAUUUGCAGGACAGUGGUCCUCUCGGUGGGCACGCAGCAGAGGACGGUCAGUUUUUGGUACGCCGCGUCUCUCUUCUCAUCGACGAGACACGGAUAACCGGAUACCGGGGUGCCACCGAGGUUCACCGAUACUUUCGCGCCUACAUUUCGAUACACACACACACACAGUGCGGUCCUGCUAAGUUCGCGUCGGUGAAUGACCAAUUUUUCCCAACACUCUCAUCGCUCGCUCGAGAAUAAAUUUCUGCGACGUGAACGUAACCGCCGCCAGCAUGGCUAAUUUCAUAAAGCUCGUAAUCAGCAAUUAUAAUGAAAUUCUAGAUUUUAAAGAUCCUAAAGUGGAUACGUGGCCUUUAAUGGGGUCUCCUGGUCCAUUGCUGUGUAUCAUGGGGACAUACUUGAUUUUUGUUCUAAAAGCCGGGCCAAAAAUGAUGGAGAAAAGGCCAGCUUUUCAAAUGAAUACUAUUUUAAUAUUGUACAAUGGGUUCCAAGUGCUCUUCAGUAUUUGGUUGACAACACUGGCACUGGAAGUCGAUUUGGAAGACGCGCUAACUUUUCAAGGUUGUUAUAUACAGAACAAAUCGUACCAAAGGAACAAAGUUCUACACGAAAAGUUAUCGCUGGGCGCAUGGUGGUAUUUUGUUGCGAAGAUAGUUGAACUCUUGGACACGGUAUUCUUCGUCUUAAGAAAGAAGCAAAAUCAAGUGACUUUCCUUCACGUUUAUCAUCAUACUAUAACGGCCGUUUUCUCGUGGUGCUACUUAAAGAUACUACCCGGUCAACAAGGUGUCGUCGUGGGUGCCCUGAAUUCCAUAGUCCACAUUUUUAUGUAUAGUUAUUAUCUCAUCGCGGCACUCGGUUCUAAAUACAGGAAAUAUCUUUGGUGGAAGAAAUACAUGACCUGGAUUCAGCUGUUGCAGUUUGGGAUGAUGAUGACCUACCUGAUGCUAACUCUGGCUAUGGACUGUCAAAUGCCGAAGGCUUUAACUUAUUUCUUCAUAACAAACAUAGUAAUUUUCAUCUAUCUGUUCAGUGAUUUUUACCGAAAAACAUACAAAGCGAAAAAGAUCCAAUAAAGGGAAUUGAUCGUACGAAGAGAGAAUGAAUAUGAACAAGUUUAGCUGUUUCUAUUUAUAUUGAAUUUUUUAACGACGAGGACAUAAAUUGACGAGGAGAACCAAAUAAUGAAAUAACCGCAAUUGACGAUAAUCUUUCAAAUGAGUCAUCCGUUUUUAUGGUGUGAAGUGACGUGAAAGAUUUAUGCACAUAUCCACAUUUACAUGUGAACGAUAGUUUCCUCAAAUU